GGUCAAGGUACCGCAAAGUCCUAAGUCCAUUGUUGUUCUGCUUAUCUCGUGAAGUUUGGCUUUUUCUUAUCUUGAAUCAUGGAUAUCAAUAUGAGUUGUUCCUCGCGUUGAUAUCUCACUUGUUUGUCUCUUUGUGUGUUCUCAGUCCCGUAUUUCACGUUCGUAUAUCCCCGGGACCAGUUCUAUCGCGACCUCAGAGCUGGAGUUGAUCCGGGAUACGGGAUACCGUCUCUCCCAACAUGUCUUCAACCACCAAAGCUGGGGGGCAGGUAAUAGGAGAGAAUACUUCCCUUCUGAGACCCAAUGAUGAGACCGUUGAUGAUCGGAGCUCCACGACACUGAGCGGCGAUGAAGAAGAGCUUCUUGAUACUGAUAAAUCGAAUCAGCAUGUUGGGCGAGGAAGAGGACUACUAAUUGCGUUGAGUGUCUGGGCUUUAAUAUUCUUACAAGGUUUAAAAUCAUAUUCAUCAUGAGAGAGCAACGCUGAUGACUAUUCUCAGCUUCAAAUAUGUCCGGGAUCACAACCACGCAGUCGAAGAUUGCUGAGGAUCUGAAUGCUUUUGAUUCCGCGAGUUGGUUUACUUCGAGUUACUUGGUGAGCUCCUUCUUCGAAUCGAAUCCAAGGGAGUAGCAUGUGACUUAUACUUUGCUAGAUUGCCAUGUCAUCCUUCUCCCCGUUGGUUGCCCGACUAGCCCAGAUUUUCUCUCCCCGGGACUGUAUGUUUGUUUCGUCCUUCAUCUUUGCUAUCGGUGGUCUUUUGACUUCUCAGGCUCCUGAUUUGAAGGUGUUCUUACUUGGCAGAGUUAUCAGUGGAUUGGCGGCUGCUGGAAUCAUGACCAUCUCAUUUAUCCUUGUGCUUGAGCUGUCGGGGAAAAAGCGAAGAGGUCUAAUUAUCGGGCUUCUAAAUACCUGCUUUACUAUGGGUGUAUCUUUAGGUGCGGUCAUUGCGGGCGCACUACUGAAGGGCUUUGGUUGGGUACGUUCCAUUUUAUUUCCCAAGAUCUGAUUCUGCGCUUGCUAACCAUUUCCAGAGGUUUCUGUUUUGGGUUCAAAGCCCACUUGCAAUACUAGCAGGUUUUGCGAUAUUCUUCACCAUACCCAAAUCAUUUACAUCCGGCCAGAAAAGUACAGCAGAGUUCUCAAUUUCCCAAAAGCUAGCCAGAAUAGACUAUCUCGGUGCAUUUCUUUUAGUAAGUUCCCCGGGUAAUUUUGCCCUGUGUGAAUUCUAACAUGUAUCAGACCAGCGCAUUAAUUCUUUUCCUUUUUGGGAUGUCUUGGCCAAAAAUACUCUGGCUCCCAAUUGUAAUUUCUGUUCCUCUGGUCAUCGCUUUUAUAUUUGUUGAAAUAUAUGUUGCCAGUGAACCCAUAAUCCCAGUCACAGUAUUAAAAUCUAGAGGGGCCCUCCUUUCAUGUAUCGCCCAGCUAGGAAUCAUGUCUGCACGUUGGAUGGUACUUUUCUACACCCCAACCUACGCAAUCGCAGUACUCGGCUGGUCCCCCACUUCAGCAGGAACCAUUUUAAUUCCCACGAAUGUUGGGUUUGCAACCGGAGGAAUCCUUGUGGGAUGGCUUCACAUCAAGAAAUCGCGAUCAUACUGGCUGUAGGUUUGUACCUUCCAUUUGAUAGCAAUACUAAUCAGUCUUAGCGCAUCAAUAUUAUCUUUCACACUAUUCGCUCUCACGCUCCUAACACUCUCUCAAAUAUCAAAUAACUCCACCCCACCACCACUCUACUACUUCGUUGUCUUCCUCAACGGUCUCUGCACCGGUGCAGCUCUGAACUAUACACUCUCCCACCUCUUGCAUCUCACACCCCCAGCAACACAUUUCAUCACCAUAUCCCUCUUAAACACUUUCCGCGGCUUCGCAGGCUCCUUCGGUACCGCUAUUGGCAGUGGUUUCUUCGUUAGAGUUUUGAAACGCACACUCGAAACGGGAUUUGAGAAAACGGGCGGUUUGGAAGGACGAGAAGAUUUAGUCAGGAGAUUACUAGGUAGUCCAGCUCUCGUGCAGAAUUUGAAAGGUGUGGAAAAGGAUAUUGCUAUGAAGGGGUAUAUGGCGGGGUUGAAGGCUUUGUUCUUGGCGGGGGUUGGUGUUGCUGUUGUUAUGGUUUUUGUGCAGUCUGGUACUGGGUGGAUUGCGCCUGCUGAUGAGAAGGAGGAUGAGAGGGGGGAACGAGAGGUAUUGAUUGAGGAGACUAUUGGGGAGGAGGGGUUGUAA
Molecule: messenger RNA, 2221 nt
Organism: Hymenoscyphus albidus
Lineage: Eukaryota; Fungi; Ascomycota; Leotiomycetes; Helotiales; Helotiaceae
Source: the annotation of a GenBank genome assembly